Molecule: messenger RNA, 1366 nt
Organism: Labeo rohita (rohu)
Lineage: Eukaryota; Metazoa; Chordata; Actinopteri; Cypriniformes; Cyprinidae
Product: GTPase IMAP family member 7
Exons: 2
Coding region: 185-922 (245 amino acids)
Molecular function (GO): GTP binding
Source: RefSeq, a predicted model, not a curated record
UAAACAUUUUCAAUAGUCUGUUUCAAUAGUCUAUCCAAUCAUUGCUUGUUUGCAAAAGAGGUUGGGCGUAGGUAAUUAUUUAAAACGGUAGGCAAUAAAACAGAGCUCUGUAUUAAUGACUUCAACAAACCCACUGCUAUCUGAUCUUCUGAAAUCCUUGAAGGAACAACUCAACUAGCAGAGAAUGAAAAAAAGUACUACAAUGAAUGAGGAGAUACGCAUAGUUUUGGUUGGUAAAACAGGAGUUGGCAAGAGUGCUACAGGAAAUACCAUUCUUGGUGAAAAGAUAUUUCUGUCAGAAGCAAGAGCUUCAUCAAUCACUAAACAGUGUGCAAGUGCAUCACGGAUGAUAGACAGAAGAAAAAUUUGUAUUGUGGACACUCCUGGUCUAUAUGACACACAACUGUCCAAUGAAGAAGUCAUAAAUGAGGUUGUGAAUUGCAUCAGACUUGCAGCUCCAGGUCCUCAUGUCUUUCUUCUUGUAAUGGCCAUUGGGCGCUUCACUGCAGAAGAAAGAAACACCGUUAAUCUGAUUCACACAGUCUUUGGCCAACCAGUGCUCAAACACAUGAUGGUCUUGUUCACCAGAGCAGAUGAUCUUGAAGAAAGGACAUUUGACGAUUACAUUAAGGAGGCACCAGAACUAAAACAAGUGAUAAAUGCAUGCGAAGGGAAUUACCAUAUAUUCAACAAUAGAGAGAAGUCAAGCCAUGCACAAGUUGAUGAGUUCAUGAGGAAGAUUAAAGUCAUAAUAAGGCAGAAUGAUAACAGCUACUACAGCCACCACAUGUUUACAAUGGCUUAUGAACUCAACAGUGCUAGGAGAAACAUGAAGGAAAAGGAUAAAAUUAUUGCUGACCUAAGAAAGGAAGUAACAGCAUUACAAAAACAAGCAGACAAGUCAUCUUGCAGCAUACUAUAGUAUGCUUGAGUAUACGAUGUCAGCAUCUCAUAAAAUGUAUAAAUAGGGCACUACAAAAUGCACAAGUAAGAAGAUCAACAUUAACCCUUAAAUGCAUGAUGGUUUCGACAGUCAUUAUUACAUAUUUGGGUCUUUAGCGACCCGGACCUGUAUAUCCAGCCAUAUGGCUUUCUAACUUCUGCAAUAGCAAAAAAACUAUAAUAUUUUAAGAACAAUUACAGAAGAAUAAAAUAAAGCCUAUUUCGCUACCUUUUGAACAAGGGUUCAAUUUGAGCAGAUGAUUGUACCAUCGCCGUCAUCAUCAGAGCGCACUUCCACAGUGCAUUUAGCAUCUGGCUCAUAUUUGCGAUCUCAACCAUAUUCUCAAAAUUGUUUUUUACUGAGUCAACAGUUGAUCGCUGCCAGCUUAUUCAUCACAUCCACCAUCAAAUAACAGUGACAGUU